This is a messenger RNA of Python bivittatus (Burmese python), 650 nucleotides long. RefSeq names its product mitochondrial contact site and cristae organizing system subunit 13 (gene MICOS13). Gene Ontology annotation, biological process: cristae formation. NCBI's taxonomy places the organism in Eukaryota, Metazoa, Chordata, Lepidosauria, Squamata, Pythonidae. Gene Ontology annotation, cellular component: mitochondrial crista junction; MICOS complex. The record is from RefSeq and is a predicted model, not a curated record.
GAGGCGGUCCCUCGCUGGAAGCGGCGCGGUCGGGCGCAGGGCUGCCCUUGGGAGAGGCGUCGCUCAGUCAUGGCGCCCCGCGCGUUCCCUUUGGUCAAGUGGAUGGCCAAAGGAGGCUUGGCUGGCGGUGCCCUUUACGUGGUUUACUCCCAGGGGCUGCUGAGCGGCAGUGAUCAGGGUGCCCGAGCUCUCGGUAAAGUCAAAGCAGCUGUUCCUCCAGCUGUGGAAGAAUGGACAACGUAUUUCGGCUGGCAGCUUCCAGCGGUUCCAAAAACGGAAUUUUCCCUCUGCAGUGCCUGGAAUUCAGGGGUUCGUACUGUCAUAAACGCUCUUUCAGUAGCCCCCACCAAGGGCUGUGACCUCACACAGCAAGGAUGGAAAUACAUCAAGGACCUUGUGAAAUGAAACCAGCUGAAGCAGUUUUGCGUUCUCUUGCCAUCUAGCAGGAAUAUCUCGGUACUCCUUUGCAGAGAACAGCCCUGUUUCCAUCAGGGUUAUAAAAGAGCCACCAGAGAGGCUAAUUGUUCAUCAAACUGUCUGGGCUCUCACUUUCUCUCUUUGUGAAAGUCAACGUGAGUUUGGGAUAAAGUGGUUGGGUCCCAUCUCUUGACCAUGUUAACAAAUUAAAGUUGGAAUGUAUGGAUUUGCGA